UCUCAAUCACCAAGCACUCCCACCCACUCCAUCCAAAGGCGAAGCGCGACGCAUCGCAAAACCGCCCGCAACCAUCGACAACCAUCGAAAACCACCAAGCAAACUUGUUUGCACGCGAUUUUGCCGCGGCUUUCGUGCAGCCUCGCGCCAAAUCACCCCCGAUCUGGCCAGCUUCUGCCAUUUUUUCAUUUCGCCUGCCAGCCUUUUUCCCUUCUGCCCUUGCUGCUGCGCAUCCCAUCCCACCCCACCGCAACCGCAUCCGCAUCCGCGCCCACCAAGCAUUUCCGUCACUCACUGCUCGGUCGCAUCGCAUCGCAACCAAAACCGGCCCCAAAAUACCGCCCACCGGCAGCCCCGAGACCCGAUUACGCUAUACGGCCACCUUUGUCAACGCGACGCGGCCCUUUUGUGCAUCCCAGCCUCGACUGCACCGCGCGCCCUCCUGGCCCCUCCAGCUCGAGACCGCACAACCACCACACACGCCCGUCGGCCCCCCGUCUCGACGCGCCCCGGCCUAUUCCUGAUCCUAUCAGCUACACUUGGUGGUCUUUCCUUCACCUCGCCGUGCUUCUGUUGAAAUUCUUUGUCAGACCUAGCGCGUUGCUUGCCAGAUAUGCACUCAACAUAAUACUUGGUCCUCGUGGCAAGACAUUCUUCUCAAUACUUUGAGACCGACCCUCUCUGACCCGGAACCAUGGCUUCCGUGCAGCCUGCGGCGGCCCCGGGGCAUUUCCCGGGUUCCAGCCUCCCGGCUAACUUGACGCAGCAGCAGGUCAAGGAUAUGUACGACCGGUUUAAGCAACUCAAGGCGAACAACACUCCUGCCAAUGACCCAGAGCUCAUACAGACCCAGUCAUUUCUGAUGGCACUGCAGCAACAGCAGCAGAUGAGGAAGCAGCAGGCACAAAUGCUACAGAAAAAGCAGCAGGCGCAGCAACAAGCCGCGGCUACUAAUGGAGGUGUGGUUGGCGGCAUGGCCGGACAGAACAAUGGGCAGCCUGGUGUGCAGACGUCCCAGGCGCCCGGGUCGAACCUGGGUGCUUCCGCUCUCCCAUCCGCCUCCGGCGACGCCCAAGCUGCGGUUGCCGCAUCCCCCGUUGGCCAACCCCCUGGGCAAUUCACCCCGGCUCAUCUGACCCUCUUGAGAAAUCAAAUCCAGGCAUUCAAGAUGCUGUCCAAGAAUGCCGGCGUGUCCCUGAAGCUGCAACAGUCAAUCUUCCAGUCUCGGCAGCGGAGGCCCGCGGCUGUCGCUCUGCAGUCCUCUGCCACGCCUGUGUCUCAGGGCCCCAGGUCAGAAACUCCAAGCAAAGCUGGGCCAAACGGCGUCGAAGCUCCUCAGCAGCCCGACGAGGCUGCCGAUGCAGCUCCAAAAGAGCCCAAAUUUAAGAGUCUAAAGCUCCCCGAGAAGAUGCUCAACAAGACAGUUGGCCUCUUCGAACACGCACGGCACGAUAACCGGCUGUUCAUCCCUGGUCUGUUCCCUCAUGGCAUCGAUUUUGAUCAAUUAAGGGCAGACCGUGAGAAGAUUGUAUUCAACAGGAUGAGCACUCGAUAUAACGAGCUGAAGAACCAGCCGGGCAACCUGGCCCAUUGGGAUACGUCCAAAGACACACUUGCUGUUGAUGAUACGCUGAGACGCAAGGCAAUCAUCGAGAUGAAGUCGAUUGCACUUUACUCAAAACAGAGGGCGCUGCGCGACAGGAUCGGUCGGCAAAUGAUGUGCUAUGACAAUUUGGCCAUGACGACGAACCGCAGUAUGUACCGACGCCUCAAGAAGCAGAACGUGCGGGAGGCACGCAUCACCGAGAAGCUCGAGAAGCAGCAGCGGGACGCCAGGGAGAACCGCGAGAAGAAGAAGCACAUUGACUACCUGCACGCUGUUUUCAACCACCGGAACGAGAUCCAAGUAACGGCCCAGGGCCAGCAAAACAGAAUGCACAAGAUGGGCAAACUCAUGUACAACCACCACUUCAACAUCGAGAAGGAAGAGCAGAAGCGUAUCGAGCGAAAUGCCAAGCAGCGUCUGCAAGCGCUCAAGGCCAACGAUGAAGAGGCGUACCUCAAGCUCCUCGACCAGGCCAAGGACACACGUAUCACACAUCUCCUGCGCCAGACUGAUGGCUUCUUGCAUCAGCUCGCCUCUUCGGUUAAGGCCCAGCAGCGAGCUGCAGCAGAGCGCUACGGUGGCGACAUCGUCCAGGAGGAGGAGAGCGAGGAGGAAGAUGAGGAAGACGAGGACACUGGUGGCCGCAAGAUCGACUACUAUGCUGUUGCCCAUCGCAUCAAGGAGGAGGUGACGGAGCAGGCAGACAUCCUGGUCGGCGGCAAGCUGAAGGAGUACCAGAUCAAGGGUCUCCAGUGGAUGAUCUCGCUCUACAACAACAACCUCAACGGUAUCCUCGCCGAUGAAAUGGGUCUCGGCAAGACCAUCCAGACAAUCAGUCUCAUCACCUACCUCAUUGAGAGGAAGCAGCAGAUGGGUCCUUACCUUGUCAUUGUCCCUCUGAGCACGUUGACGAACUGGAACCUUGAAUUUGACAAGUGGGCCCCGUCCGUCUCCAAAGUCGUGUACAAGGGCCCGCCGAACACCCGUAAGGUGCAGCAGGACAAGAUUCGGCAGGGUAGAUUCCAGGUCCUGCUCACCACGUACGAGUACAUCAUCAAGGACCGCAAUAUCCUCAGCAAGAUCAAGUGGUUCCACAUGAUUAUCGACGAAGGUCACCGCAUGAAGAACUCCAACUCGAAAUUGAGCGCCACCAUCCAACAGUACUACUCGACCCGGUUCCGUCUGAUUCUGACAGGUACCCCCUUGCAGAACAACCUGUCUGAACUGUGGGCGAUGCUCAACUUCACGCUGCCCAAUAUUUUCAAGUCUGCCAAGACCUUUGACGAGUGGUUCAAUACCCCCUUUGCGAAUACGGGAGGACAGGACAAGAUGGAGCUGACGGAAGAAGAGCAAAUCCUCGUCAUUCGUCGCCUGCACAAGGUUCUGCGUCCGUUCUUGCUUCGUCGUCUGAAGAAGGAUGUCGAGAAGGACCUGCCCGACAAGACCGAAAAGGUCAUCAAGUGCAGAUUCUCGGCAUUGCAGUCCCGCCUCUACAAACAAAUGGUCACUCACAACAAGAUUGCCGUUAGCGACGGCAAGGGCGGCAAGGGCUCUGCGAAGGGUCUCAGCAACAUGAUCAUGCAGCUCCGAAAGCUUUGCAACCAUCCGUUCGUCUUUGACGAGGUCGAGAACCAGAUGAACCCUGCCAGCGUCAGCAACGAUCUUUUGUGGAGAUCCGCUGGAAAAUUCGAACUCCUGGAUCGUGUGCUGCCCAAGUAUCAGGCAACAGGGCACCGUGUACUGAUGUUCUUCCAAAUGACGGCAAUCAUGGACAUCAUGGAGGAUUUCCUCCGUCUGCGUGGCAUCACCUACCUUCGCCUGGACGGUACGACCAAGUCAGACGAGCGAUCCGAGCUGCUCCACGAGUUCAACCGGCCCGACUCCCCCUACUUCAUGUUCUUGCUUUCCACGCGUGCAGGUGGUCUCGGUCUCAACCUCCAGACGGCAGACACGGUCAUCAUCUACGAUUCUGAUUGGAACCCUCAUCAGGAUUUGCAGGCCCAGGAUCGUGCUCAUCGUAUCGGGCAGAAGAACGAGGUCCGCAUUCUUCGUCUCAUCAGCUCUAGUUCAGUAGAGGAGAAGAUUCUUGAGCGGGCGAGGUUCAAGCUCGACAUGGACGGCAAGGUUAUUCAGGCCGGUCGUUUCGACAACAAGUCCUCCGAGACAGAUCGUGACGCGAUGCUCCGGACACUGCUUGAAUCCGCAGACUUGGCUGAGAGCGGUGAGCAAGAGGAGAUGGACGAUGAGGAGUUGAAUAUGAUACUUGCUCGCAGUGACGAUGAGCUCGUGAGGUUCCAACAGCUCGAUGAAGUCAGGUCGAAGGAUGCCCUCUAUGGCACUGCCCCGGGCUGUAAGGGAGUACCUCGUCUUAUGACGGAAGCUGAGCUCCCAGACAUCUAUCUCAACGAAGACAACCCGGACGCCCCUGAGGAGACGGAGAUCUCGCUCGGCCGUGGUGCUCGUGAGAGGACCAAGGUUCGAUACGAUGAUGGCUUGACUGAAGAGCAGUGGCUUCUAGCUGUUGAUGACGACGAGGACAGCCCUGAGGCAGCCGCGGCCAGAAAACAGGCUCGCAAGGAACGGCGCGAGGCUAACCGCCUCAAGCGGCUGUCAACCGUCAACGGCUCCGAGGGAUCUCCGGCAGCUAGUCGUGCUAGUUCCGAGGAGCCAGAGCCAGAAGUGGAGACGCCAGUCAAGAAGCGAGGCCGCAAGCCCGGCGGCAAGAAUGAGAAACGGAAAGCUGAAGACGGCGAGGACGACCCCCCACCAGCCAAGAAGCGACGCGGUCCUCAAGGGCGGCCAAAGUCCUUGGGUGCUGCCAACGGGGCAGAUGUCAAGGUCAACCCUCAGCAACGGCAGGUACUGCAGCGGAGCUUGCGCCAUCUCUACGACAGCCUGAUGAAACUCGAGGUCGACGACCCGGACCCGGAGCCCGAUGAGGACGAUAAGGACGACGAGGACGACGGGCCACCAAAGCGUCUGAUCAUCGGUCCUUUCAUCAAGCUCCCUCCCAAGAGGGACUGGGCAGACUACUACGUCAUCAUUCAGAACCCAAUCGCCAUGACGCAGAUCGAGAAGAAGAUCAAGAAGGAAGAGUACAAGAGCCUGGGCGAUUUCCGCAAGGAUGUCGAGCUCAUGUGCAGCAACUGCAGGCUGUUCAAUGACGACGGCAGCCUGAUCCACACGGACGCCACGACGAUUGAAACGUACUUCCUGGAAGAGUACCAGAAGCAGCUGCAAGAGCACCCCGAGCUCAAUGAGCUGGAGGACACCUCGUCGCAGAAGGACACCUCAGCUGCACCGACCACGAACAGCACGCCGCAGCCGAGGAUCAAGCUGACCAACAACUCAGCAAGCAACACGAACGGAGCCAGCAGCGCUGCACGGAGUGAAGAGGGCGAUGAGUAAUGGCAUUGACCCAGGCGGCGGGCAUGCGACAUGACAGUCAAAGAUGCGUUCAAGUCUGGGGAUUUGGAGUUUUGCCAGGGGUGAUGGGCGGGUUCUCUUCUAUGGGGCACUGACUGCAUUUUGAUUCAUGAGGCGUACGGACGAGUAUGAAAGGGAAAUACCAAGAAGGAGGGAAGCCAACUGUAAAUAGAUCAUCUGCGCCAAGGCGGCCCGACCUGCUUGUUUUACUGCGGGCAGCAGUGGUGGUGGUGGUGGUGGGUGAGACCGAGGUAUAUCCUAUCCAUUCACCUAUUCAGCCACCUGCCUGCUUCUUUUCGCCACGGGGCCCGCUUCCAGCGUAGAUUAUUGCAUUGUAAUUCUACUCUAUAUGAAAUAGA
Molecule: messenger RNA, 5391 nt
Organism: Diaporthe batatas
Lineage: Eukaryota; Fungi; Ascomycota; Sordariomycetes; Diaporthales; Diaporthaceae
Exons: 3
Coding region: 695-5014 (1439 amino acids)
Biological process (GO): positive regulation of transcription by RNA polymerase II
Cellular component (GO): nucleus
Molecular function (GO): histone binding; ATP-dependent chromatin remodeler activity; ATP binding
Source: RefSeq, a predicted model, not a curated record